UGUUCAUUUCCGAUCCGUUGAUUGUUGAGUGAACAUCAUUGGACAAAUAAACAAACGCAUAAAUGAUGUUGCCCAAAUUAUCUCGGUCGACCAUUAUCAUUUUGGUGAUUACCGUCAUUUUGUUAAUCGAUAUGAGUAUCAUUGAAGCAAGACGGUCUAAACAUUCACGCAAACGUGGUAAUCAUCGUUCACAUAAAAGUAAAAAUGCCAAAAUUCGUCGACGAAAUGCUGAAUUACCGUGUAAAAAAGGUGCCGAAGGUGAAGUUGAUGCUGUAUUUGGUCGCAUGAGUGGUUAUGGUAAUGUAUCGCGACCGUUUCCAACCGAUCAACAAGAAUUAAAUAAUUAUUGCAAGGGACAAUUUUCUGAUAUUCGUCUGAUUGAAUCCUAUGCCAAACGAUGUCAGCAUGGUUUACCCAAACAAUAUUUUAACAUUUUAGUCUAUACGGUGAAAGGAUCAAUGUCACGUAUCUGUAAAAAGAAUUCGAAAAAGGCUCGACAAUUUUUAUCAGCAUCCGGUUGCAUUCGACGUGCAUCCAAUCAUUUUGAUAAAUGUCAUCGAAAUCUGAUUGAACGUUUGCAUCGAAUCAAAUUCAGUGAAGAUAAAAAGAAAAUUCCCUAUACUUGUUGUGAAUAUUAUACACUACGAAAAUGUUUCCAAGAUGGUGGCCGUAACGAAGCAAAAUGUUCGGAUAAAGAAAUGGAAACAGUGGAAGAAUUAAUCGAAUCGACCAGUUCGAAUGCAUUGAAUUUCUUUUGCGGUGAAUAUGCUGAAGAUUCGGAUAAAUGUGAAAAAUUGGGUCCAUUGGUUGAAGCUCCAUCAUCAAGAUCGGGUAGAAAAUCUCGACCCAAAUAUCUACGAUCAAUAUCGUUGACGGUGGCCGAAAUUUUCGAUACAUUUCCGGAACUUUCCACACGAACCUGAAGGAAAUAGUUGAUCUGAAAGAAUUGUGGUGAAUGUAAAUAAUGGAUUAUCAUUGAUGAAAUAAUCAUUUAACAAAUAAAAGGACAAUUAU
Messenger RNA from Dermatophagoides pteronyssinus (European house dust mite), 1014 nucleotides. RefSeq lists its product as uncharacterized. The record is from RefSeq and is a predicted model, not a curated record. Lineage: Eukaryota; Metazoa; Arthropoda; Arachnida; Sarcoptiformes; Pyroglyphidae.